Molecule: messenger RNA, 1746 nt
Organism: Scedosporium apiospermum
Lineage: Eukaryota; Fungi; Ascomycota; Sordariomycetes; Microascales; Microascaceae
Exons: 2
Coding region: 1-1746 (581 amino acids)
Source: RefSeq, a predicted model, not a curated record
AUGCCUCAGGGCGCACAGGCCUCUCCAAAGCCAGCGGCGCCUUUCGACCAGAGCUCACAAAGCAAUGGAGACGCCAACAUCGCAGCAGGCCGAUCCGCGACGAAAAGUAGAAUUCCGACCAGAUGGCUCAAGCUCUCCAUCUUCAACAGAUUCAACAAAGAUCCCGACCCGGGCCUUACCCCAGAGCCGGACCCGGACUGGGUUCAGUGGGAACAGGCCGCAAUCCGUUGCGGUGACUCACGGGAGGCAAUGUUUAGAGAACAGGAUUUCUGGUGCCUAACCGCCGAGGGAAGCAAGCAAUAUUACGUGUCGGUCUUGGAGGAGGACCAGGUCUGGUCUUAUGCUUCCGAUAAUGCUAGAUGGGCCAGGGCUAAGAGCACAAUGAGGAUGCUUCUGGCCGACCUGAAAGAUUGGGAUGUUGAGUACAGAGAUACACAGCUCCGAAUGGUAGCUAGGAAACCCCGAGACACGGGAUCGCCGACCGUGACGCUGAUUCCGUGCGUGCUCCUGUCCUGCGACCGGAAGUCCUUGCGGAGAGUUAAAAAUGGAAUCGCGCGGUUGAGUUGGUCUAGGCCCGAUGUCCAGGAUUACACUCUCAUCCUAGUAUCCGGCCUGGAAGGUGGGACGAAAGUGGUCGCUCCGAUGCAGAUCAGGGACCUGGACAUGGGCGAACCUAUACGCAUCUCCGGCUUCGAGGACGAUCUCCAUAUCCAUAUCGAGGGCUUCACUCGGCUCGCUCGCUUGGUUGCCACCCCUCUCUCUUUGACGCCAUCCCCGGCUGAAUCUCACGGCCUUUUCUGUGUCGCAAGCGUUACGAACUUUGAGAAGAGGCUCCUGUCGCAGUGGAUAUCUAGAAUCGGCGGCCUGUUGUACGUGGAGGACAGCGAAGAAGAACGAAUCCUCGCGUUGACCGCCGGGCACGGCAUGUUGAAACACUUUGUCCAAUUACGAAAACCGAGCGAAGAGGUGUCCUCCCGUACUACUCUGCGCCAUAAACACACGACAAACUUCCCUCGCGACCCUAACCGUCUGGGGUACACAGACAUCAAACGCAUGCACUGGGUGAAGGACGGAGUCUUUCCGUCCCAGAUUUCCUUCCUCACGACGCUGGAGCCACCGCAAGAAGAAGAGAAUUCACGCGAUGCACGAAAGUAUCUCCCGUACUCCCUCGGCUGGACCGAAAGAGCACACGACUUCGGCCUCCUCGAGCUGCCGCCGUCGCUCUUGGCCGCAUUCGGAGUUCCUCUGGUCGGUAACAAGCAUCUCAACAAACUCUGGAGUUCUGCGGGGUUCACGGUCGAAAUGGAUUCUCUUCGUCUUAAUAAAGACGAAUUCGGAUUAAAUCCGCGCCGGAUACAGGAGGUUGGUAUCCUGCUGAGACCGGGCCAGACGGUCUCAGCCCGGCUCAUACCCGGAGACCAUCAACUGGUCAUAUCGGAGAUGGUAUUCGAUGUCCAGAGACUCAUGCUGUCCCGGCCAUUAGCCCAAGGAGUUUCGGGAUCGUGGGUCGUCAAGAACGGCGUCUGGUACGGCAUGAUAAUCGCCAUCUAUGACCCGGAACCAGCAGCUCUUAUGACAACCAGCAUGCAGCUGAUACAAGAUAUCUACUCGCUAUUCGGCGGUUAUGUUGUCCCUGGACGGAGGGAACCCCGGGUUAUCAGACCUGCACAAUGGAAGGACGUUUUAAGGCUGAUUUCAAAGAAGCACGAAGUGGUAGAGAGAGCGGCGGGCUAUCUCCACGGCUAG